CUUCGUCACUCAAAUAAUUAUUCAUCAUCCAUCAUCCAUCAUCCAUCAUCCAUCAUCCAUGACCAUAACAUUCCAAAUCUGAAGAACCUUCACAUUGAUCCAAUGGCCGCAGCCUUAGAGUGCUGGUCAAGCCGCACCACCACCACCACCGGGGACGAUGACAUGGUAGAACAAGUCCUCAUGAGGACCCACCAUAGAUCCGAGGGUACCUCUCCCAAAGACUCACCUUUCCCUGUCCACAAAAAGCUUCAGAAACUCACUCGUAACGUCUCUGAAGCCAUUGCUUCCUUCAAAAACUCCCUUAACCUUGAUUCUCCACCCUCUUCUUCUUCUUCUUCCAAAAACGAUGCUUCUUCUCGGAAACUCGCUUGGGGCACCGUUGUUCGCAGCCUCACUCAGCUCUACCCUGGAAGCCAGCUUCCUGAGAAACUCAUGUCCAACAUUCGCAAACACUAUGAUUCAUUGCCUCUCAGUUAUGCACAGGCUGAGUUUGAUAUGAAAGAUGUCUUUCUUCACAUAAAGUUGAUGGAGCAAGCUUCAGAGAGUGACCACCCUGCCAUUUUGAUUCAGGAGUGUGAUGAUGAAAAUCGAGGGUCGGCGUUGAAGCUAACUUUUGCUUGCAACUCUACAAUUUCGUGGCCUGCAAUGUCUGGUGCGUUGAAUAGUUCCUUCAUUUGUUGCAAGAAGGUGCAGAUCUUUGAGAAGAAAGGUUUUACCUUGGGGGUUAUGCUUCUUGUUGUUCAGUUUGGGCAUGAUAAAAUGUUGAGGACCAGGGUUGAAAACUCUUUGAAGUUCGCCAUGAGGAAGCCCAAAACAAACGCUGUGAAGCUUCCCUUUGGGCUUUGUGGGUGCCACGAAGAGAAUUCCAAGGGGAGAGAACUUGUGGAGAUUGAAGAAGAUGCUGGUGAUGCUUACCGUGGAAGGGAGUUUGAGAAUUCAAGCCCAAAGGUUCAGCUUCAGUUGCCCUUGCCUUCUUCAUCUUUUGUUGUAUCUGUGGAUGAAUGGCAGACAAUAAAGUCAGGUGGGGAUGAGAUUGAGAAAUGGUUGUUGAACUCAGAUAGUGUUGAGUUCGUUGAACAGAUUGGACCCAGUUCUUAUAAAGGGGUAUAUAUGGGGAAAAGGGUUGGGAUUGGGAAGCUGAAAGGGUGUGAUAAGGGAAACUCUUACGAGUUUGAGCUCCACAAGGAUCUGCUAGAACUGAUGACUUGUGGUCAUAGAAACAUUCUUCAGUUCGGUGGCAUUUGUGUGGAUGAUAAUCACGGGUUGUGUGUGGUGACUAAAUUCAUGGAUGGUGGGUCUGUUCAUGACUUAUUGUUGAAGAACAAGAAGCUUCAGACUAAGGAUAUUUUGAGAAUUGCAGUUGAUGUAGCUGAGGGGAUCAAGUUCAUGAAUGACCAUGGUGUUGCAUAUAGAGACCUUAAUACACAGAGGAUUCUGUUGGAUAGGCAUGGGAAUGCUUGUUUGGGAGAUAUGGGUAUAGUCACUGCCUGCAAGAGUGUUGGAGAAGCAAUGGAGUAUGAAACUGAUGGUUAUAGGUGGCUUGCUCCAGAGAUAAUUGCAGGGGACCCAGAGAAUGUGACAGAGACAUGGAUGAGUAAUGUUUAUAGUUUUGGGAUGGUAAUUUGGGAGAUGGUAACUGGUGAAGCUGCUUAUUCUUCAUUUUCACCGGUGCAAGCAGCAGUUGGAAUUGCUGCAUGUGGCCUUAGACCUGAAAUUCCCAAAGAUUGCCAUCAAAAUCUAAAAUAUAUUAUGACAAAGUGCUGGAACAACACCCCUUCAAAACGUCCUCACUUCUCUGAAAUUUUAGCUAUAUUGUUGCGACCAAACAACAAUAGAUAAACUUCUAUAUAUUAUAUUAUAGGCCUUUGUGGAACUUAGUCUGUUGAUAAGAAAAUGAUCACAAGUUCAUGUAAAAACAUGAAUCCCCUUCCUCAUAUAGCUGUAAUGAAGAUGUAAAUUUUCUACUUUUUG
This is a messenger RNA of Abrus precatorius (Indian licorice), 1971 nucleotides long. RefSeq names its product fibroblast growth factor receptor 2-like. NCBI's taxonomy places the organism in Eukaryota, Viridiplantae, Streptophyta, Magnoliopsida, Fabales, Fabaceae. The transcript has 3 exons. The record is from RefSeq and is a predicted model, not a curated record. Gene Ontology annotation, biological process: protein phosphorylation. Bases 103 to 1839 code for a protein of 578 amino acids. Gene Ontology annotation, molecular function: ATP binding; protein kinase activity.